CCGCACAGUGACGUGAAAGGAUAUUGGUCCUUGCUGCUUCGAACGCAAAGAGCAGCAUACUCCACCAUGCAGUACUUCCGGACUGUGGUGCUGUUCGGUUUGGUCGUGCUUUUUCCACCUCUAGUGAAGUGUCUCGGUCACCAGAAGUUCCCACAGACGAAGGAUAGUAACCAGACGAUCGGAAACGUUAUCGACUUCUCUCAGUGGAUCGGCAUCGAUUACGGUCAGCCGACACUUCGUAAACGGUACGAUUAUGUGAUUGUUGGGGCCGGUCCCGCAGGAAGUGUGCUGGCGGCACGGCUCACGGAGGAUCCCGAGCGGACGGUGCUCCUGCUUGAAGUGGGCCGCGCCGAGAUACCACUUGUGUCGAAUGUGCCCCUGUCCGCUCCAUUUCUACAGGCAACGGAUUACAACUUUGCGUACGAAACGGAGGUGCAGCAGCGCGCUUGCUUAGGGCUGUCGGAUCGCAAAUGUAGCUGGCCACAUGGACGCGGUGUCGGUGGUUCGUCGAUCAUCAACUACAUGAUCUACACCCGUGGUAACCGGCGCGAUUACGAUGCCUGGGCGGCGGCUGGCAAUCCGGGUUGGAGCUGGGACGAAAUACUCCCGUACCAUAUCCGUACCGAGCAUGCCAACAUACGAGACUUUGACCGUAACGGAUUCCACGGUCACGGGGGUCCCCUGUCCGUCGAAGACUGUCCCUUCAGAUCGCGCAUUGCGACGGCAUUCAUCGAAAGUGCCCAAAAGGCAGGAUACCGAUACCUAGACUACAAUGCGGGUGACCAGAUCGGUGUAUCAUAUCUGCAGGCCAACACACAGCAAGGCCGCCGAGUGACCAGUGGGACAGCCUACCUUUCACCAGCUCGGAAGCGACCCAAUCUGCACAUCAUAACGCGGGCCUGGGUGACGAAGGUGCUGUUCAACAAAGCCACCAGAGAGGCUACUGGAGUGGUAUUUAUCCGCGAUGGUGUUACCCGAACGGUGAAGGCACGCAAGGAGGUCAUCUUAUCAGCGGGCGCGUUCGAAAGCGCCAAGCUGCUCAUGCUCUCCGGCAUUGGACCGGCGGAUCACCUUCAAUCCCAUGGCAUACCGGUGCUGCAGGACCUUCCAGUCGGAGAGAUCCUCUACGAACACCCGGGUGUAUUUGGUCCGGUAUAUCUGGUGCGACAACCGAUCGACAACCUAAUCACCCUGAAUGAUAACCUGCGCGUCGCAAACCUCCUGGAAUACUUCCAGGGCCGUGGUGUAUUGACCACCAAUUCGGUGGAAAGCUUGCUGUACGUUAAAACCCCAGUAGCCGAAAGUCCGGACCCUGGUUUGCCGGAUGUCGAAGUGAUGCAAGCGUUCACCUCGAUCGACUUUGAUACCAGCCCCGGUGCGAGGAGUUCGUUUCGCCUUACGAACGUCACCUUCGACGGAUACUUCCGACCGAUCAGGAACAUACGAUCGUUCCAGUAUCUACCGAUGCUGCUGAAGCCGCGAACCCGCGGGAAGCUACGCCUGAAGUCGACGAACCCAUUUCACCAUCCCCUGUUCCAGUACCAGUAUUUUGAGGACGAUCGGGAUCUCGAUGCACUGGCGUACGGUAUAGAGGAAGCGGUCCGCGUGACCGAGCAGGCCCCUUUCCGCCGGUUCGGUGUCGAGCUGUACCGCAAGCAGGUGCCGGGAUGUGAGGAGUUCCCCUUCGGUACACACCAGUACUGGCGGUGUCACGUGCAGACGCUGACCGCGACCUUCCACCAUCAGGUGGCGACCUGCAAGAUGGGACCACCGUCCGAUCCCGAAGCGAUCGUCGAUCACGAACUAAGGGUGUAUGGUGUCGGACGGUUGCGUGUCGUCGACAUCGGAGUCGUUCCGAUUCCCCUUACCGCACACACUGCGGCCAUCGCUUUCGUAAUCGGCGAGAAGGCGGCCGACCUGAUACGGGAUGCGGAGCGUCGCAGUAAAUACGCCGGAAGGAAGAAACAACCGGCGGCGGCUGACUCGCGGUCGGAUCGAUCCUUUCUCUGGACGCCAUCCAUGUUCAAGUGA
Messenger RNA from Anopheles darlingi, 2031 nucleotides. Its product is annotated as glucose dehydrogenase [FAD, quinone]-like. The coding region runs from base 67 to 2031 and encodes 654 amino acids. Gene Ontology annotation, molecular function: flavin adenine dinucleotide binding; oxidoreductase activity, acting on CH-OH group of donors. The transcript is spliced from 3 exons. The record is from RefSeq and is a predicted model, not a curated record. Lineage: Eukaryota; Metazoa; Arthropoda; Insecta; Diptera; Culicidae.